UGGCAGGAGCCGGCUGUAGAGUCCGGUCUCGAACAUGCGGAGCAGGAGCAACUCCGGCGUGCGGCUGGACGGCUACGCCCGGCUGGUGCAACAGACCAUCCUGUGCCACCAGAAUCCAGUUACAGGGUUGCUUCCAGCCAGCUGUGACCACAAGGAUGCCUGGGUCCGGGAUAACGUCUACAGCGUCCUGGCGGUUUGGGCACUGGGUUUGGCAUAUCGUAAGAAUGCAGACCGUGAUGAGGACAAGGCAAAGGCCUAUGAACUGGAGCAGAGCGUGGUGAAGCUGAUGCGAGGCAUCUUGCAGUGCAUGAUGAGGCAGGUGGACAAAGUGGAGGCCUUCAAGUACACCCAGAGCACCAGGGACUGCUUGCAUGCCAAGUACAACACCAGCACCUGUGCCACCGUGAUAGGUGAUGACCAGUGGGGCCACCUGCAGCUAGAUGCCACAUCCUUCUACCUGCUCAUGCUGGCUCAGAUGACGGCCUCAGGGCUUCACAUCAUCCACAGCCUGGAUGAAGUCAGUUUCAUUCAGAACCUUGUCUUCUACAUUGAAGCUGCUUACAAGACCGCUGACUUCGGGAUAUGGGAACGUGGUGACAAGACAAACCAAGGCAUCACAGAACUGAACGCUAGCUCGGUGGGGAUGGCAAAGGCGGCCCUAGAAGCUUUAGAUGAGCUCAAUCUCUUUGGAGCCAAGGGGGGGCCCCAGUCGGUGAUCCAUGUGCUGUCAGACGAAGUGCAGCAUUGCCAGUCUAUUCUCCAUUCUAUGCUGCCACGGGCUUCAACUUCUAAGGAGAUUGAUGCCAGCCUCCUCUCAGUCACCUCUUACCCUGCUUUUGCCGUUGAGGACAGCCACCUGGCAGAGAAGACCAAGCAGGAGAUUAUCUACAAGCUACAAGGUCGCUACGGUUGCUGCCGGUUUCUCCGUGAUGGCUACAGAACCCCAAAGGAAGACCCGAACCGCCUCUAUUAUGAGCCUGCAGAACUGAAGCUCUUUGAGAAUAUUGAGUGUGAGUGGCCCCUGUUCUGGACUUAUCUCAUAAUUGAUGGCAUCUUCACUGGCAAUGCAGAGCAGGUUCAAGAAUACAGAGAGGCCUUGGAUGGGGUCCUCAUCAAAGGGAAAAAUGGAAUUCGGCUGAUACCUGAACUGUACAGUGUCCCGCUGGAGAAGGUAGAGGAAGAGUACUGCAACCCUCACACUGUCGACCGUGUCCCGUUGGGCAAGCUGCCACUCAUGUGGGGUCAAUCCCUCUACAUCCUGGGCUGCCUCUUGGCAGAGGGAUUUAUGGCUCCUGGGGAAAUUGACCCUCUGAACCGCAGGUUUUCAACUGUUGUGAAACCAGAUGUGGUGGUCCAAGUGUGCAUCCUAGCCGAGACAGAUGCCAUUAAGGCCAUCUUGCGGAAAGAGGACAUUGAGGUGGAGACAGUGGCCGAUGUCUACCCUAUCCGAGUGCAGCCGGCAAGAAUCCUCAGUCACAUCUAUGCCCGACUAGGUCGUAACAAGCGAAUGAACCUGAGUGGGCGGCCCUUCCGUCACAUGGGUGUUCUUGGGACCUCUAAGUUCUAUGACAUCAGGAACAACAUCUUCACUUUCACUCCGCAGUUCAUAGACCAGCAGCAGUUCUACCUGGCCCUUGACAACAAGAUGAUUGUGGAGAUGUUGCGGUCAGACCUUUCGUACCUGUGCAGCCGUUGGAGGAUGACAGGACGUCCAACCAUCACCUUCCCCAUCUCGCAUACUAUGCUUGAUGAAACUGGCACCAGCAUCCACUCAGCUGUCUUGGCCACACUGCGGAAGCUGCAGGACGGAUAUUUUGGAGGGGCAAGGAUCCAGACUGGUAGGUUGUCUGAAUUUCUCACCACUUCGUGUCGCACACACCUCAGCUUCAUGGACCCCGGGCCGGAGGGUAAGCUCUAUGCUGAUGACUAUGGGCUCAGCCUUGACAGCUUCAGCGAUUUAGACCCUGAGGACUGGCUGCAUGGCUUUCAAAUGUCAGAAGAUGGUGACAUCUGUGACGAAGUUGCCCAGUAUUUAGACCACCUCCUGGAGCACACGGUUCCCAAGGCCACCCUCUCUGAGUCGGGUCAGAAGCGGGGGCUCCACCGCUUCCGUGCAGCGGUGCACACCACUCGUGACCUCGUGUCCCUGAUGACGAAGGCUAAAGACCUGCAUGUGCAAAAUAUCGGCAUGUACAUCCCUUCGAAGCUGUUCCUGGAUUCUCAGCCAUCUGUUAACUUGCUGGGCUCCGUGCAGAAGCAAGACACUAAGCCAUCCAUCCAUGUUGAGGUGAACCUCCCUAAGGAUGCAGCUGGGAAUGUGGACUGCAAGACCCUGGUGGAUCAGCUCCGUGAAUGCCACUCCCUGCAGGACCAGGCCAACUACCUCUAUAUGCUCUACACCCUCAAAGGGCCGGAUUGGGAUACAGAGAUCUAUGGUGAAUCUGGGGUCACAGUCACUGAUCUCCUGAUAGACCUAUACAGCAAAGUUGGUGCCACUUGCCAGUGGGCCCUGAUCCGGUACAUCUCUGGGAUCCUGAAAAAGAAGGUGGAAGCUCUCGAUGAGGCCUGCACCAGCUUGCUGUCGCACCAGAAGCACCUGACUGUGGGGCUUCCCCCUGAGCCUCGUGAGAAGACCAUCUCUGCCCCUUUGCCUUAUGAGGAGCUCACCCGCCUGAUUGAUGAAGCCAGUGAAAAGAGUAUGAGCGUGUCCAUCCUGACUCAGGAGAUAAUGGUUUACCUAGCCAUGUACAUCCGGACUCAGCCGGCCCUCUUUGCUGAAAUGUUCCGUCUGCGUAUUGGACUCAUCAUCCAGGUGAUGGCGACUGAGCUGGCUCAGUCAUUGUCUUGCUCAGCUGAGGAAGCCACCGAGAGUUUGAUGAAUCUCAGCCCUUCGGAUAUGAAAAAUCUUCUGCAUCACAUCCUCAGCGGCAAGGAGUUUGGUGUGGAGAGAAGUGUGCGCUCCCUGGAUUCAGCGUUGACUCCAACUGUCUCCAUCCGUGAAGUUGGCCCAGUGGGAGCAACGAAAACCGAACGGGCUGGGAUCGUCCGGCUCAAAAGUGAAAUCAAGCAGCAACUGGAUAAGCGUAGGCAGUCUGUGCCUGAGCUUAAGUCUGGUGGUUUGCACUCCUUGGAGGUUAGCCUGGAAGCUUCUCAGUUAUCUGGACACUCCAUACCAUGCAGUGGCACAGUGGAAGACCAUCCCUCCAAGGAUGGGCGCCAAGGUCAGUGGCGGAGGCGCCGGCGGCUGGACGGGGCCCUCAACAGGGUCCCGGUGGGAUUCUACCAGAAGGUUUGGAAGAUCCUGCAGAAGUGCCAUGGACUGUCUGUGGAAGGUUUUGUUCUUCCAUCUUCAACAACCAGAGAGAUGACUCCAGGAGAGAUCAAGUUCGCAGUCCAUGUCGAGUCUGUCCUAAACAAAGUUCCCCAGCCAGAAUACCGGCAGCUCUUUGUCGAGGCCAUUCUGGUCCUGACAAUGUUGGCGGAGAUGGAAGUGCACUGCCUCGGCAGCAUCAUUAUGGUGGAGAAGAUUGUGCACCUUGCAAAUGACUUAUUCUACGAGGAACAGAAAGCCCUGGGCGCCGAUGACAACAUGCUGGAAAGGGACCCAGCCACAGGGAUCUGCACCUUGCUCUAUGACAGCGCCCCUAGUGGCAGGUUUGGCACCAUGACUUACCUCUCCAAAGCAGUGGUCACCUAUGUGCAGGAGUUCCUCCCCAGCAGUGGCUGUACCAUGCAGUAGCCCCGUUUGGGUUUCUCUGCAUGAGCUGGAAGA
Euleptes europaea (tarantolino) is the source of this 3772-nucleotide messenger RNA. RefSeq names its product phosphorylase kinase regulatory subunit alpha 1 (gene PHKA1). The transcript is spliced from 33 exons. Bases 35 to 3739 code for a protein of 1234 amino acids. NCBI's taxonomy places the organism in Eukaryota, Metazoa, Chordata, Lepidosauria, Squamata, Sphaerodactylidae. Gene Ontology annotation, biological process: glycogen metabolic process. The record is from RefSeq and is a predicted model, not a curated record. Gene Ontology annotation, cellular component: phosphorylase kinase complex. Gene Ontology annotation, molecular function: calmodulin binding.